Bipolaris oryzae ATCC 44560 is the source of this 939-nucleotide messenger RNA. RefSeq lists its product as uncharacterized. The record is from RefSeq and is a predicted model, not a curated record. NCBI's taxonomy places the organism in Eukaryota, Fungi, Ascomycota, Dothideomycetes, Pleosporales, Pleosporaceae. The coding region runs from base 1 to 939 and encodes 312 amino acids. The transcript has 6 exons.
AUGCAAGAGUACGCCUGUUUACUCAGCGAAAAGAAAAAGCCAUUCGCCCAUGACUCACGGAUUCAUCAAGGCCAGCAGCAAGAAGCAGACCAGCUCAAGGACGGGCAGGUAGGGUUGCUGGCAGGAGAAAUACUGAAAGAAGUAGGCUUCUUAGCAGAUAAAAUAUGCCUCGGGGACGUGGCCGGCGAGUCUGAUAGUACAUACUACAUUUACACGCCUUUCCUCGGGAAAAUAAGCUCUAAACCCCUCUCAAUAACAAGUGAGUCUGCACCAUGUGUAUGGCGGCAACAGCCGUCCAAGCCGUGCCACAAGUUGCACGCUGGACCGAAUCCCCGUACGUGUUCCAGCGCACAUACUCGUAUUGCGCGUCGCCAGCGAACUACAGAUGACGACCAGUGGAUAAGCGAGAUCGCAGCAGGGCUUGGUUGGCAACUUGCUCGCCAAAUCAACUUCGAUGCUCUCCUUAACGGUGAAGAAUACUCGGCAGACCAUCCCGAUCUAGUCACCGAUGGCUGGACUCAGGUUGCGCGCGUCUCUUUGGGCCUUAUCGCGGGGCCGCCACGAGUACGAGAGCCCGUAGUGAAGGACGCAGCCACGGCGAAGCAACCAAGUACGUAUAGCCGUUUUACAUCAUGUGGUGUAAAAGACCCACCUUCCAGGAUGAGUACCUACCUAUUUCCAAUCAGCCGCAUGUCACGCUUAUGGACACGGAUGGCAAGGCUUGACGUGUUGAUUCUUGCCACGGGCUUCCUGCUGGUAAUAGUGGAAGGCGUAGCGCCUGUUGAGCUCUUCGGUAAACCUGUUGCGGACCGUGGCAGCCGUCAUCUCAAGGACAAAUAUGGGUAUCCUGAUUUUGGUGCAUCGCAUCGCAUGGCUACGAAUAACUUCCUCGGUCUUGGUGGCGGGCCGGGCUCACUAAAUCUCACUGUCAUUUUUUGA